AUGGUGGGUGCUGACAUGGAAGCACGAGGAACUGCCCGAGCUGACUGUCUGCAGGCCGCCAACUCUCAAGGUAUCCAGACCCUGCUCGAAGCCGAGAAGGAGGCUUCCAAGGUCGUUCAGAAGGCCAGGCAGUACCGAGUCCAGAAGCUAAAGGACGCUAGAUCCGAGGCUGCCAAAGAGAUCGAAGCGUACAAGGCGAAGAAGGAGGAAGAGUUCAACAAGUUUGAAUCAGACCACACGUCCCAAACCACCUCCUCUCAAACCAACAUCGACAGCACCACCAAGACCCAGCUCACCAACCUCGACUCUUCGGUUGAAAAGAACAAGGGAGAGGUCAUCAAGAAGAUUGUCGGAAGGGUCCUUCAGAGUGAUCCCCAUUUGCACCCCAAUCUGAAGAAGAUUGAGGCCUAG
Cryptococcus wingfieldii CBS 7118 is the source of this 411-nucleotide messenger RNA. RefSeq names its product V-type ATPase, G subunit. Lineage: Eukaryota; Fungi; Basidiomycota; Tremellomycetes; Tremellales; Cryptococcaceae. Gene Ontology annotation, molecular function: proton-transporting ATPase activity, rotational mechanism. The coding region runs from base 1 to 411 and encodes 136 amino acids. The transcript has 3 exons. Gene Ontology annotation, biological process: proton transmembrane transport. The record is from RefSeq and is a predicted model, not a curated record. Gene Ontology annotation, cellular component: vacuolar proton-transporting V-type ATPase complex.